AUGAGUCGUAAGAAUUCGGUCCCUUGGCCCAGUUGGUUAAGGCGUGGUGCUAAUAACGCCAAGAUCAGCAGUUCGAUCCUGCUAGGGACCAUUUCUCUCAAAUCACACAGGGCGUGUGGCGUAGUUGGUAGCGCGCUCCCUUAG
Messenger RNA from Debaryomyces tyrocola, 144 nucleotides. Lineage: Eukaryota; Fungi; Ascomycota; Pichiomycetes; Serinales; Debaryomycetaceae. The record is from the annotation of a GenBank genome assembly.